Messenger RNA from Chenopodium quinoa (quinoa), 2398 nucleotides. RefSeq lists its product as uncharacterized. The record is from RefSeq and is a predicted model, not a curated record. The coding region runs from base 120 to 917 and encodes 265 amino acids. NCBI's taxonomy places the organism in Eukaryota, Viridiplantae, Streptophyta, Magnoliopsida, Caryophyllales, Amaranthaceae. The transcript has 3 exons.
CUGAAUCUUUGUCUAUUUAUAUAAGCAAAAGGCCAAUUGACGUCUAUUUAUAUAAGCAAAAGGCCAAAUUCUUACUGUUAAACUUUUGUUAGAGAAAAAACGAAGAAAAAGUAAUCAUAAUGAAUUCAAAGUUUUUUGAAGAAAAGUACUUAGAUUAUGUAUUAGUUCCUUCAGGAUUAAUAUUGCUUGGUAUAUACCAUUUAUGGCUUCUGCACAUCAUUGUUCACCAUCCUACAAGAUCUGUCAUUGGUCUUAAUUCUAUCAGCCGCCAUCAAUGGGUUCUUUAUAUUAUGAGGGAUCCAGCAAAGAAUGGUAUUUUGGGUGUACAAACGAUUCGAAACAACCUAAUGGCAUCGACACUUCUAGCAACAAUUGCGAUAACACUGAGUUCAUUGAUCAGUGCUAUUGUGAGCAGUUCAAGCAAUCUGAACUACACAAUUCACACAACAAAGUAUUUAUCAGUCUUAAUAUGUUUUCUUGUAGCCUUUUUCUGCAAUAUGCAGACAACCAGAUACUAUGCACAUAUUAGUUUCUUGCUGAAUGUACCAUCACCAUCAACUGAAGGAAGGGAAGAAUUCAUUGAGUAUGUCUCCGAACAAUUGAAUCGUGGCUGCCUGUAUUGGUCUUUGGGAUUGCGAGCAUUCUACUUUGCUUUUCCUCUUCUGCUCUGGAUCUUCGGCGCCAUUGCAAUGUUUGCUUGUAGCUGUUUGAUGGCAAUUCUGCUUUAUUUCUUGGAUACUGCUAGUUCUUGCCCGAAGUAUAUUAACAAUAGUAACGCGAACAAAAAUACUCAGAAAUCGGAUGUUGAAUCAUUGGUAACAGAUUGGUCAGGCAACUCGAACCUCCAUUGCUCGCUACUAGGAAACAACAAGCCACAAUCUAUAAGUACUGAUAAUUUGUUCACUUCUGCGAGAUAGUACAUACCUUGAAUGCAAGCUCACAUAAGCAGCCUCCUGCGAAAAAUUCGAAGGAGCAUAACAAGUAAUUUGUAGCUUUGACAAGUAGUUUUAACUAUUAUUAGCUCAGAGUCUCAGAGUAAUAUGGCUACUGAUGAUUAUAGGCCAUAAUGCUCCGUAGUCUACUGUAUUGAAUGCAUAAAGUGAUCCGUUGAUGGUAUUGUUGUUUGUUCUGAUUUUCUCCAUCUAUUAUAUUAAAAAAAAAAAAAAAAAAAUUAUUUUGCUUUUUAUUGAUUUAUUACUCAAUUGCUUUUCUCUGUUUUUAUGUUGAUGGAUAUGAUGCAAAUAAUGCAAUGUUAUACGUACAAGUAUACAACUUCAUAGAAGAAAAUUUAUAGGAAAAAUUACUUUAAAUAAACCAACCUUUGCCCCGUUCUUCCAAAAUAAGCCAACCUUUGGAUUAUUCCAAAAUAAUACAACCUUUUACCCCCUUCUUUCCAUAUCAAACCCAAAUGUCUGGUUACCCAAACAACCGGUUAUCCAUUUCCUUCUCCUUCCUUCCACCAAUUGCUAUCAUCUUCCUCCAUUACCACCACCCAAAGCUCCUCCUCCAUUUUAUUUUCCCUUCUUUCUUUUGAAGUCGCCACUCAUCCUAACACCACCACCUUCACCAGACCGCCCCAAACAAACACUACUCCCUCAAAUAUCCACCAUCGACGCACCAUACACCACCAAAAUCUCCCCUGCUACUCCCUCACACACCAAACCCAAAAUCACCACCUCACAAAACCAUAACAACAUCCCCAUUCACAACACCACCAACACAACAACCCCACUCACUCACCAUCGCCAUCCACAAAACAUAGCCACGUAGCAGCCGCAAUAAUUGCACCAAAAAACAGCAUCACCCACCACCAAACAACUGCAACAAUCAUCAACCACCAAUCGGAGCAGCCGCCUCAAUUGUACACCAAGUUUAGCCAAUAGCCUCGUGGAGGGAUGGAUCUAUCCCAAUUAGGCUAGAUAUUCGUGGUGGCUGGAGGGUUGUUUGGUGGUGGUUGGAGGUAUGUAGUGGCCAGAGGUGUUGGUGGCGGUGGCCGGAGGUUUGUGGUGGUUAGAGGUGGUGUUGGUGGGAAAGUUAAAGGGGAGGUGAAGUGGCAGGGGCGGACCCACGUAAGGACAAGUGGGGAUCAAUGUCCCCUCACUUUCAAAAAAAAACUUAGAGAAUUUAAAAAAAAAAUAGAAAACAGAAAGGCAUCUCACAUGGGUAAGAAAGAAGGAAAGAAAAAAGGGAGGAAAAAAGGGGAGGAAAAAAAAGGAGGAAAGAGAAAAUUUUGAAAAUUAUAAAACCUAAGAGAGAGAAACUAGAUCUUUGCUUGACCACCGAGACCAGCGUUGCACGGCUGCACCGCACCACGCCACCACCGUCCACCGAGGCCCGCCGGACGCUGCCACUACAGCCAGCCCUGCUGCUCUGCCACCACAGGUCAGUUUUUUUUUUU